UCCAUCAUAUUUCUUCCCUCUAACCCCAGACUCAAAUUUGUGCUCUCUCUCUCUCUCUUUCUCUCUCUCUCGACAAUGAGUAGUACUGGAACCAUGUCCAGCAACCCUAAUGAUCACUGGCUCCAAUUCUACAACCAAAACCUGAAUUCUUCUACCCCUUCUUCACUGUGCCAUGACCAAGUCUCUGAUGCCACCGUCGUCACCACCACCACUACAACUUCAUCUUUACCAGGUCAUGCCGGUUCAGGCCACCCGAGCUCCAGCACCAACAACAGUUUGAGUCCGGAUCAAGGCCGCGUUUCGAAGCCGGCCCGGAAAAGGUCUAGAGCCUCAAGAAGAACUCCCACCACGCUGCUCAACACUGACACCACCAAUUUUCGUGCCAUGGUGCAGCAAUUCACUGGGGGUCCUAGUACGGUGUCGUUUCCCACUGGUGCUUCGAAUUUUACCUUUGGUCUCGGCCCCACUAGGCCACAGAGCUUCGUGGUGCCUCCCGGGGCGGCCGGGUGCCAUCCUCUACAGCCUCAGCAGCAACAACUCUUACAACAACAACAACAACAACAACAACAACAACAGCAACAAUACCAACAACGCCAUAACCAGCAAUACUUGUUUUCGCUGAGGAACAAUGACAACGUUAACGGUGAUCAUGGGUUUCUUGAGAGAUUGUCAUCAAGAGUGGGACCCACAAGCAUGGUGAUGGGACUGUCGUCCGAUCAUGAUCAACAUGAGUUUCUGAGGGAGGGUAUUGCAUCCCAAUUGCCUUCUUCGGCUAGGCCGCCCAGCUCUAAUAGUUCUGCCAAUGAGAACAGGAGUUACAUGUUUUGAGAAAAUUGUGAGGGACAUAAAGCAGAAAAGUUAGGUAGACUGACUUAUCUUAGGACAAAAUUCUUGACCAAUGUAUAUGCACAUGAAAAAGAAUAUUAUAUAUUUUCUCUUUUUCAACGGACUUGAAACUAAAUCUCUUCCUUUCUUAUGCAAUGUGGUUAAUUGUUCAAUUCUUAAUAUCCUUUUUCAUUUUGUAAUUUGACCGAGGAUGCUAUGUAUACUAUGUAUAUGCACAUGAAAAAGAAUACUACAUGAUGUUAACACUA
Malus domestica (apple) is the source of this 1094-nucleotide messenger RNA. RefSeq names its product VQ motif-containing protein 22. Lineage: Eukaryota; Viridiplantae; Streptophyta; Magnoliopsida; Rosales; Rosaceae. The record is from RefSeq and is a predicted model, not a curated record.